Molecule: messenger RNA, 1790 nt
Organism: Owenia fusiformis
Lineage: Eukaryota; Metazoa; Annelida; Polychaeta; Sabellida; Oweniidae
Source: the annotation of a GenBank genome assembly
GAAGAAUUCGCAAAUCUCAAACAUGUCUAUUUCUGUGUGAUUUUGCACUUUAGUUUCCACAGGCGUACAUAUUAGAGAUUACAACAUGCCAAGCCUCUUCUCCGACAUUCAUGAUCCUGCAGCAAGAGUGAGGGCUCUUUGUGAGUAUGGCUGUAAAGUUGAAGUGGAUAAAGCUAUCCCCCCUCGUAGAUAUUUCCGGUCAGGUGUGGAAAUGUUAAGAAUGGCUACUCAGUAUCAUAGUGAAGGAGAUCUAGAGAGCGCAUUUGUUCUCUACUCAAAAUAUAUUGCAUUGUUUGUGGAAAAGUUACCAAAGCAUCCUGAAUAUAAAAGCACAUCACCAGAAGAAAGGGAAAGAAAUAAAAAGAAAAUGGUCCAACUGUUUCCACUAGCAGAGCAAGUAAAGAAACAACUGAAAGAAAGGUACAGCAAAGAGGAAGAACUACGCCAGAUAGAACAGAGACGUGUAGAGGAGGAGUUAGCAAAACAACAGGAGCAGGAGAGGAUAGCCCAGGAGGAGCAAAGAGCAAAUGAGGAGCAGAGAAUCCGUAAUGAGCAAGAACGUCAAUACAAAAUCUUACAAGAACAGGAACUAGAACGUCAAAGACAACUUGAACAAGACAAAGAUAAAAUAAAAAAUAUAACUGGUGUAAUAGGUGGUGUGACUAUAGCUGAUGCCGCAGUAAACAUUCCGAUAUCACCUACAGCACCACCUUUAGGGCCGCCCCCAGAUAUAGACAAUUCUAGUCUUCCACCUCCCCCUGCUUAUGGAGAAGUCUACUCAGGGGAGAGCAAGAGAUCAGAUAUUUAUAAAAAGGUACUUCCUGACAUACCUAGUCGAGAUUUGAAGCCCGUGAGUCCUAGUGCUCCCCCUGCAAGUGAUACUGGUGCUAUAACUGCCGGAGCUGGGUCUGUUAUCCCAGAGUAUGAUAGAAGUGCCAAGCCCAACCUUGACCACUUCACCAGUGUAGGUGCCAGCACCAGUAACAAACAUGGACUGAGGAGUGUUAUUGUACCCCAGGAACUCAUGGUGAAGUUCCUCAACAUUGCAAGGUCAAACACAGACAGAAAUAUAGAAACUUGUGGCAUCCUUGCGGGAAAAUUGGCCAGUAAUGUGUUCAAAAUUAGUCAUGUGCUGAUCCCCAAGCAGUCUGGUACCCCUGAUUCCUGUACUACUGCUAAUGAGGAGGAACUGUUUGAUUACCAGGACAAGUAUGAUCUGAUAACACUGGGUUGGAUACAUACCCACCCCACCCAGACUGCCUUUCUGUCCAGUGUAGACCUGCACACCCAUUGCUCUUACCAGCUCAUGAUGCCAGAGGCAAUUGCAAUAGUCUGUGCACCUAAAUAUAAUGAGACAGGUAUAUUUAUGCUGACCCCAGAGUACGGCCUCCAGUUUGUAGCUAAUUGUACACAGACAAAGUUCCACCCACAUCCUAAAGAACCUCCCUUGUUUGAGGAUUGUUGUCAUGUAACUCUCGACCCAACAGCCAGUGUAACAAUGGCAGACCUGCGCAGGUGAUGAUAGAUAAGAUACUAACUCUUGUAGUAUAAGUUACAUGUUUAUAUACUAACUGACCUUCUGAAUGUGGAAUCAAUGGAUGCAAUGGACUUGAUGCAAUAUUAGACUUUCAAAUACGGAAAAUACUAUUAGUGAAAAUAGUGAUUGAAAUCAGCAAAUUUGUAAUUCUUCGCAUAUUACAACCAAAGUACAUGUAUUUUAAUUUGGGAUAGUGGAUGGAGAGCUCUCUCCAAUUGAAACAAUGGAAUAAGAGUCAAUGCAACAGGUAUGC